AUGGGAGAGCUCGCAACUGAGAAACAUGUUCGCUACAUAUUAUCAGUUGAAAAGAGGAAAGAUAACUUUGAAUCUGUGGUAAUGGAGCAUCUAAGAAUGAGUGGGGCAUACUGGGGAUUGACUGCUCUCGAUCUUCUGGGAAAGCUUGAUACUGUUGAUGUUCAUGAGGCUAUUUCAUGGUUGCUAAGUUGUCAGCAUGAGUCAGGGGGAUUUGGUGGAAAUGUUGGACAUGAUGAUCCGCACAUCCUCUAUACACUAAGUGCCGUGCAGGUGUUGGCUCUCUUUGAUAAGAUGGAUGUUAUUGAUGUAGAUAAGGUGACAAAUUAUAUUGUCAACCUGCAAAAUGAAGAUGGAUCCUUUUCAGGGGAUAUGUGGGGUGAAGUUGAUACACGGUUCUCAUACAUUGCUAUUUGUUGUUUAUCAAUAUUACACCGCUUGGAUAAAAUCAAUGUGGAGAAAGCUGUGAAGUACAUUAUAAGUUGCAAAAAUAUGGAUGGUGGUUUUGGUUGCACUCUUGGUGGGGAAUCUCAUGCUGGUCAAAACAUUGAAGGAAUUGUUGCUACAAAUAUUAAUGGCACUUUAAAGGAGAUGUAA
Messenger RNA from Sphenostylis stenocarpa, 594 nucleotides. Lineage: Eukaryota; Viridiplantae; Streptophyta; Magnoliopsida; Fabales; Fabaceae. The record is from the annotation of a GenBank genome assembly.